GUAGCAGUUGCAGUUGCAGACGAACUUUGUAAAUAAACAAUACGCUGCAAAAUUCUCGUUUUCUCCAGUGAACUACUUCACUUUAUUAUCUGUCUUUAAACCAGUUAUUUCAGAAUAAAUUAUAGAAAAUCAGUGUGAAAAUGCCGAGUCUUGAAAGUGAAAUUGAAGGUAUAAUUGAAACUUUCACCAACAAUCUUAAGCAAAGAAAGUUCAAAGGAUCGAGAGACUUGGCCCUUAAUUCCGUACAGCUUUGGAAAAAAAUCAUUGGUCAAAUGAAAUGGCAGAAUGCAAGGGAGCUUAUGGACACCAUAAAAAGAAUAGGUAAAGAUUUGGCAGAGACUGCACCUUCAGAAACAGUCAUUGGCAACAUGACAAGAAGAAUGUUAAAGAUUGUCAGGGAUGAGUAUGCCAUGCUGCAGAAAGGAAAACAAGAAGAAUCUGAUUUGCAAGACUCACUUCAAAAAAUUCUCACAGCAGAUGAAAGUGAUUCUGAUUACACUAAAAACAUCCCCUUGCUCAAACCAGCCAUCAUGGAGCACAUUGGAGAGUUCCUUGCCGAAUUAGAAUCCAGUGAAAUCGACAUUUCCGCCCAGGCCCUAGAACACAUUCACGCUAACGAAAUCAUCAUGACUAUUGGUUAUUCUAAAACUGUCUCGGCGUUUCUGAAGUCAGCUGCGAAAAAUCGUGUUUUCCAGGUCAUCGUUGCUGAAUGUGCUCCAUUUUUCCACGGACAUCAAUUGGCUGCAGAUUUAGCCGAAGCUCGUAUCUCUACUACCCUUAUUCCGGAUUCUGCCAUUUUCGCAAUGAUGGCACGUGUGAAUAAAGUAAUCAUCGGUACUCAUUCUGUUAUGGCCAACGGUGGUCUAAAAGCAGUGUGUGGCACUCAUACCCUUGCACUGGCUGCAAAGCAUUAUUCGGUUCCGUUCGUCGUAUGUGCACCAAUGUUUAAACUCUGUCCCGAAUAUGUCUGUAGCCUUGAUCAAGAUGGAUUCAACCAGUUUGUGUCACCCGAGGAAGUAUUGAACAACGACGAAGGCAAGCUCGUUUCCAAAGUGAACGUCUACAAUCCAAUUUUCGACUACGUACCUCCAGAGCUCGUCACACUCUUUAUUUCAAAUACCGGAGGCAAUGCACCGUCUUACAUCUACCGACUCCUCAGUGAACUGUACCACCCUUUGGACGUGCAAUUGUAAUGUGGGAAAAAAUGGCUUUGUAUUAAAAAGGCCGAGAUACAUAAACACACAGCACUAAGAAAAUUA
Daphnia pulex (common water flea) is the source of this 1259-nucleotide messenger RNA. It is a transcript of the gene eIF2Bbeta, whose product is annotated as translation initiation factor eIF-2B subunit beta-like. Gene Ontology annotation, molecular function: guanyl-nucleotide exchange factor activity; translation initiation factor activity. Bases 141 to 1193 code for a protein of 350 amino acids. Lineage: Eukaryota; Metazoa; Arthropoda; Branchiopoda; Diplostraca; Daphniidae. Gene Ontology annotation, biological process: translational initiation. Gene Ontology annotation, cellular component: eukaryotic translation initiation factor 2B complex. The record is from RefSeq and is a predicted model, not a curated record. The transcript has 7 exons.